Messenger RNA from Saccharomyces eubayanus, 2130 nucleotides. RefSeq names its product Sec39p (gene SEC39). Gene Ontology annotation, biological process: retrograde vesicle-mediated transport, Golgi to endoplasmic reticulum. Bases 1 to 2130 code for a protein of 709 amino acids. The transcript has a single exon. Lineage: Eukaryota; Fungi; Ascomycota; Saccharomycetes; Saccharomycetales; Saccharomycetaceae. The record is from RefSeq and is a predicted model, not a curated record.
AUGCUGGAAGAGCAAUUGUAUUUACUGGCAUGUGUUUUUGCGUCGAAAGCCGAUUCGCAUAACAUCAGGAAAUUGGCUGCCAGGUUGGGUUCAAAAUCGGAGUACCUGCAGAUCAUUUGCGUGUUGUGGCCAGAAUUGGAUGAUCCUAAACACCUUUCGUUUCUAUGUAAACAAGAACUGGUGGAGAGAAACGCAGAAGAGGCUGAGGUAUCUAGCGAAGAUGUGAUAAUAAAAUUAUUGGAAGGGGAUAGUCGUUUAAUUCCAUUGAUUGAAAUGGACAACGCUACCAUAUCAGCUAGAUAUCGCGAAUUGAAAGAGUUUGUAAUCAAUAAACUCAACAGCAAACCCUUAGAAGAUUUUGAAGAUUGGUUGAGGGAGAGAAUCAUGAUCUGUAAUGAAAUGCUUCCCGAAGCACCGUUAUACUAUUCUGAGUUGUGGGAAACCACGGAUCCAGGAGUGUUAUCUUCAAAGUUUACUGAAUGGGUUGAUGGUGUAAUUAAACCAUUAGACCACCUUGAUAAACGACUACACGUUAUAUUCAAAAUCAACGAAUGGAAUGAAAUGCAUGAUAACGACCUAUUCAAUUUAAUCUUUGAAGGCAUCGAAAGUGUACAAGGUGAUAACAAGAUGACCGAAAUCAUUGAGCAUGAAUUGAUUCCAACUUUGUUCUACGGGAAGAAAUGGGAAACUUUUAUCAGUGAAUUUUUAAAUAAACAGCAAUUCUCGUUAAAGUCCGAUACCAAUUAUAAACUGUUUUUGAAAACAUAUUUUAAUCUUGAAGAGCGAUUGAAAGGUAACAGUGAGGCGAUGAGAAAUUUACAAAGUAAGAUGGUGGAUAUAUUAUUCAACAACAGUGAAAAUUUAUUCAAUUUAUCCAACUUACUCCACAAGCUUAACGAGUUACGGGAUCUACUGAGGAUAUUCCCGGAUGAUAUUGCAAUAGAAGACGAGAAAAACGUUACGGUUUUAGAAAUGAAACAGUUUAUGGAAUUUUUUACCAAUUGCUCCACCAAGUAUUCCUUCCAGGAAAUCUUUGCCAUAACACAAGAAGAAGAAUCGGCCCAAUUGGCUCAUUUUACCUCAUUAUGCCAUGAAGAAUUUGAUAAAUCCAGUGAGAUUCCCAGUUUCUUACAAUCCAUGUACGAAACGGUUUUGAAAGCUGAAAGCAAUGAUAAAAUAUUUACUAGGAUUAGCAUGGAUGACAAAAUAUACAGUAUAGUGGAAAUUUUCUUACAAAUGAAUGAGUUUAACUACAUUGAAAUGGUCAUAACAAAGUUCGACUACGAUGAAAAUGCGCACUUGUACAAACUUCUAGUGAAGUUCUUCUGGCAUUUUUUCAAUAAUGCCUCGAAUGGGCUACGCAAAGAACCAGAGAUGAAGAAAUCUUCACAAACAUUGCAAAUAAUCCAAAGGCACAUGGUGCAACAGGCGGGGGCGAAUCUAACAAGGAUGGAAGUAUUACUCGAACUGGCAGACAAGCUAUCACACUACUCCAUAAAUUUAAACAAAACGCAUGGCGGCACAAGAGAUGCAGCAUUCAAACCAAGCAAUAUUUUGGAGUAUAAAGAUUGUCCCCUGGACAUAAUUUCCAACCUAUUGGAAUUGAACCCUCGCCUGUAUAAGGAUCUGCCCACCACGAGGGGCUUGCUUUCCGGGAUCUACGACAGUUUGUCUAUUAGUGACGAGGGCCAAACGGUGAAGAUAGAAGUGGAUUUGAUGAUACUGCAUAUUGACUAUGCGCUUGUCAAUCUGGAUUUUGACGUAGCAUACGAAAUGGGCGAGCGAGUGUUUGAACUGUGUCGUGAACGUGGGCAACAGAUGAUGAAAGCGCUGGGCGAAGAGCACUGGUUGACGCUGUACCAAAUGGGGAAGUUUAUCGAUCCAAAUUGGGUGGACAACGAGAUCCCCACGGAGAUAAUCAUUUUGCAAAUGGGCAUCUUGGGCAAGCUGCUGGAGAUUUGCCCUCUGGAGGAAGUGGAGAUUGUCACGUCACAAUGGAGCACGUUGGAGCUAGAGUUGAGCGCACGUGACUUGGUGAGGGAUAAGUAUGCAUUGGAGGCACAAAGCGGUAGCAAGAGUAGUGUUGGCGGUAUUGCCAGGGAGAUCUUCCAUAACGUGACAAGUUUCUGA